AGUUGUGCACCACGAGCGUUACGGAUAACACCUCUGGCAUUAUGAUGAGUUUGACGUUGAGCGCCGUGUUGGCCGUGCUGCUGGCCGGCGCCGUACUCCCAGCCAGCGUCCCAUCCUUCAGGUUCAGCUACCAGAACCCUGGAGACUCCGGCAGCAUAGCUCAGUUCUAUCGAGGUCCCGACAGCGCUUUUAUCUACAAUUGGGGCUACCAGUUCCCUGGCCGCACUCACUCUGAGAGCAAGAGCUAUGAUGGCACCGUGCAGGGCAGUUACGCCUUUGUUGAUGCCAACGGUGAAGUGCAACAAGCGUCGUAUCAAGCCAGCCCUGGGGACGGGUUCACCGUCAACCAGAAUGUUGUACCAGAAGCUGGCGUCGUCAAUUUGGUUUCCCCAGUAGAGGCAGUCAAGUCAAAAACCUACUCCGCCUUCGACGGGGAGAACGUUCUUCAGUUCAGACAGAAUUUGUUCAGCAAAUUGGCUGAUGAAGAAAUCGGACUUGAUGUAGGCUCGAAACAGGCCAUCGAGCGCGCGUCCCCCACGCUGCUGGCGGCGCUGAGGUCAGGCUUCUUGCUCCCCAUCCGCGGCACCAGAGACGAGCUCCUCUUCAGGGUCUCCGACGCCCUCGUUGAUGAGGCGCGAGGCUCCGUGUCGGCUCUGGCUACCAUUUUGGACGCGGAUCCCGUUGCAGCGAGACACGACCAACAGGUGUUGCGAGGUCCCAACUUCUUCUACAACGCUGCUCAGGCCGACCCGUCCGCUGAGAGGGCUGUGCUUGAGACAGAAUAUCAAGAGUCUGGCAAGCCUGGCUACGUGAUCCGGGUUCCUUACGUUGCAUAAUAUUCGCGUAGGGAAUUGCGAUCAUCAUGUUUCCUGCAAACACAAGAAUCAGGUCAUGUUCAGCUGCGUAAAAAAUGCAAAAUGCGCUUUUUAUGAAAACAAAUAUGAAAAAAUUUAAAUA
Molecule: messenger RNA, 957 nt
Organism: Hyalella azteca
Lineage: Eukaryota; Metazoa; Arthropoda; Malacostraca; Amphipoda; Hyalellidae
Exons: 7
Coding region: 42-836 (264 amino acids)
Source: RefSeq, a predicted model, not a curated record